Chiloscyllium plagiosum (whitespotted bambooshark) is the source of this 9419-nucleotide messenger RNA. The record is from RefSeq and is a predicted model, not a curated record. Lineage: Eukaryota; Metazoa; Chordata; Chondrichthyes; Orectolobiformes; Hemiscylliidae.
AAUAUAUACACAUUUGGAUUUGAAUGAAGACAAGAUUGACUUUAAUUGGAAGAUCUCCCUCUGUUCAAAUAGACUGCUAAAUCUCACAACCUUGACUCUCACUUGAAGAAUGUCAGCUUUGCAGAAUACUCAAGAGCACUCGUGUUUUGUGAUGCAGAGAGACCGACCCCACAGCAGCUGAGAUCAUCAUGCAUGCCCCACCUUUGCAGCCUCGACUGAGACAUGUUGACCCUCAGGUUAAACUAAUACUGGUCACCUCUCUAUUAUGAGAGAACAGCCUAUGGUCCUUUGGGACUAUUUCACCUCAACAUAAUUCAAUGGUUUGAAGAGAACAGAACAGAAUUGGAGGAAGUGGGAAAUCAAGCCAAGAAUUUCCCUUUGUCUUAGAACAGGCUGUGACCUGAACCAUGGGAGUCGUAGUACAAGAUGAGAAGCCAGCAGGAAUGAAGGCCCCUGAUGGAGGCUGGGGUUGGGCCAUUCUCAUUGGAUGUUUUGUCAUCACUGGAUUCUCAUAUGCUUUUCCAAAAGCCGUUAGUGUUUUCUUCAAGGAGUUGAUUAAAGAGUUCCACGUUGGGUACAGUGAUACGGCUUGGAUCUCUUCCAUUCUUCUUGCUAUGUUAUAUGGAACAGGGCCUUUGUGCAGUAUUUUGGUGAAUCGCUUUGGCUGUCGUCCUGUCAUGAUGGUAGGAGGCCUGUUUGCAUCAGGAGGUAUGAUCCUUGCCUCAUUGUGCACCAACAUCAUCCAGCUCUAUUUGACUGCUGGAGUUAUCACUGGUCUUGGUCUGGCCUUGAACUUUCAACCAUCUCUCAUCAUGGUAAACCGCUACUUUGACAAGCGUCGCCCGUUGGCAAAUGGCUUAUCUGCAGCUGGGAGUCCCGUGUUCCUGUGUUGCCUCUCUCCAUUAGGUCAGAUCCUAUCUAAAGUUUAUGGAUGGCGAGGAGGUUUCCUCAUUCUUGGGGGUUUGCUGCUGAACUGCUGUGCAUGUGCAGCCCUGAUGAGGCCCUUAAAACCAAGUCGUAAAGAAAAGGAAAUGAUAGAGCAAGCAAAGAAAACAGAGGUGCACAAGAAGAAAAAGCAACUUCUGGAUUUCACAGUCUUUAGGGAUCGAGGAUUCCUGAUAUACACAAUAGCAGCUUCCAUCAUGGUCUUUGGUCUCUUUGUUCCUCCUGUGUUCAUAGUUAACUAUGCAAAAGAUACAGGAGUACCAGAUACAGAUGCUGCUUUCUUGCUGAGUAUCUUGGGUUUUGUUGAUAUAUUUGCUCGACCUCUUAGUGGUAUUGUUGCAGGGUUGAAGGUCGUCCGGCCUCGCUGUGUGUACCUUUUCAGCUUUGCUAUGAUUUUCAAUGGAAUUACUGAUCUAGGAGGCUCCUUCGCUCGUGAUUAUGUUGGUCUGACGGUGUUUUGCAUUUUCUUUGGAAUGUCCUAUGGAAUGGUCGGAGCACUGCAGUUUGAGGUCCUGAUGGCGAUCGUUGGAACUGACAGGUUCGCCAGUGCCAUUGGACUUGUGUUGCUGAUUGAAGCCAUGGCUGUCUUAGUUGGUCCUCCAGGAGCAGGAAAAUUGUUUGAUGCCACCAAGAAUUUCAAGUAUGUUUUCUACUUGGCUGGGUGUGAAGUAGUCCUGUCUGCCAUUGUACUGGCUCUUGGAAACUUCUUUUGUUUACGUAAACGUAAACCUGAGUCCCCUGUAAAAGAGCAAAAGGAAAAUGUGGAAGAAGGAGAAAGACCAAAGGAACCGGAAGCAGUGGAUUCCAUAGAGGUGGAGCAAUUCUUAAAAGAUGAGACUGGAAAAAAUGGUGAAAUUUUACCCACACCAGAAACGAGUGUAUGAGGUUUUCAGUGAAGGAAGAAGCAGAAUGUUUACAAAAGGUCAAGAGAAACAAGUUUUGUGUAUUUAUUUAGAAAUGUGAGGAAUCUCCAUGUAUAAUGGUAAGAGUAGUCUAUUGUGCAGAAUGUUAAUUGUGAUUUGUUUCUGUUUAAAUUGCUGCCUUGCAUUUGUCAUACAUGUGUGUCUUUCACAAAGGUUUUUUUUUAAUGUAAAGGUAUCAGUUGAAAUUGUAGGGAUGCUUUAAGGACGUUCUGAAAAAUCAAAUCUAUCAAAUUAGAAUUCCAUAAAAUAGGAAGGAGGUAGGAUGCACAGAGUAGUUUCAGCUAACCACACAAUUAGUGACAGCAGUACAUCUGCAGUAUAGCUUACGGUAUUGGUCACCAGAUGGUCGUUUCCACAAUUUGUAGGAGUGGCAGAUACUCGCAAAUAGUGAUGCAGCAAGUAUUAAAUAUUUUUAAGGAGAAUUUCAGCACCUACAUCAGUUGUUGCUCCAUAUUUAUUAAGUUUUAAAUGCAAACUUCCAUUGUCUACAUUUAAUAACAAUUAAGAAGGUAGCCAAGUUGCUAGUAUGUAGUGAACUUAAAAGGUUAUGAGUUAAAAUUUGGACUUUUUUUUUCAAAUCUGAUAGUUGUUGGUAUUGACCUGAUGCAAAUUGAUCCAAAUAUGAUUCAAAUAAUUUAGUACACAAAGCUAACAACCCAUAUAAAGUAGAAAAGAUCAUUCUGUUUCUUACCAAAUUAUGUAAGCGUGACUAAAUAACUGUUUUAAAUGGAUGCUUCAUGGGGAUUGUAAAAUAGUAGCCUUUUGUCCUUAAAAGAUUACACCUGAUAGUAAACUAUUAGAUGAGGUGCUCAACAGACAGAGAGCUCAAAUCAAUGUUUCAAUAUGGACUCUCCUGAUGCUUGAAUACACUGCAGUAUUUUGUUAGUAAGGCAAUUCUAACUUAAUUGAUUACAUUAUUAAAUAAAUUGGAAGAGCCAUGGUUUUUACUAAUAUUCAUCAACAGACAUCAAUUUUGUGGUAUCACUAUGUUCUCAGAAAGAAGACUGCUUUAUCUGAGUUCACUUCAGUAGUGUUCUUGAUUUCUACAUAACUCUUAAUUAAACCUUUUCACUUUAUUUACUAAGAUUAUUGGUUAUGUUGCAACAGUUCAACAUAGCCAGAUUAUCAGUGUCCAAACCCGAGUUCAUAUCAACUUUAAAUAUGGAAUCAAGGAGACCAAACCUCAUGAAAAAACAUUUCCAAUUGAUUGAUGAUGAAUCUUAAUGAGGACACAGCCAGGUUCAUUAGCCACCCAAUAAGGGAACUCUUUAAAGCUUGCUUAUGUAUCAUAAAUGUAUUGGCCAUAUAACAGACAGAAUUGUGUAUUGCCAAGGAAGAAACAAAUAGAUUGAAAAUACAAUCCUGGUGAGAUUAAACAUGGUUUGAGGCUUACAGGUAGGCACUUGCUCGUCAAACUCCUGAUUAACCAAAAGUUGGAAAAUAAACAAAGUCUGAACCGAGGGUGAGGAUCUGCAAUGGGCUAGAUAUGCCUAAUAUUGUACAGGUACACAAUCCUUUAUCCAAAAUCAUCGGGACCAGCUGUUUUUCAGAAUUUUUCAGAUUUAAGAACAAAUGUAGUGCCACCUAUAGGGUCCAGGGCAGCACCCUGUAAUCAAACAUCAAUACUGCAGCAAAAACGUAUGAAUACUCACACUAAGUGGGAUAAAUAAAAACUAGAAAUACUACUACUACAGUUUCUUUAUACGUAAUAUACUGGUAAAUGAAAUACUUAAGACCAUAAAUAUUCGAGGACAUUUUAUUUCCAGAAAACCAUUCGGUAAAACUUCAACACACACAGCUUCAGCACUAAGGCAGACGGCGUUAUCUGUUUCAUUAACAUAGGUUAACAAUCUCUCUUUAAUUGAGUAAAUUGCCAUAAUCUCUUGCUCACUGAUAAACGAAUGUUGUUCAAGGCCAGCAAUUAACUGAUCACACAUUUUCACCAUAUUGUCAAUGGGGACUUUUUCAACUGUGUUCACUAACUCAUCACCAUCAUCACUACUAACUCAUGCUUAUCUGUAUUAAAUACAGAUUUCAGUAAUUUUCCCAUCACUCAAGGAAUGAACGACAGGUGUAUCGUUGUCAAUGUUCAACAUUUCUUCGAUGUCAGCUUCCUGUAAUUUAUUUACACUUGCAUCCGAUAAACUUUGUGCAUAAGUUACUGGGUUUGCGAUCAUCUUUUUCUCAUCAGUGACACAAAAUCCUUCAAAGUCUUCAUCAGUAGGUUCACUUACAUCAAACGUCACUGUCGGCCACAGUCUUUGUCAAGUAUUUGUUAAUGUUGAUUUGUUAACAUCCUUCCAAACACUAGCAACCGCGUAAAUGGCAUCCUUAACACUAAACUCUUUCAGGAAGUCUUGGAUUCCGACCCCUCUCUGUUGACUGCAGCAAACAUACAGUUUAAAAAAAUAGUCUUUAUACUUGCUCUUCAUGGAGCGUAAAAUUCCUUGGUCACAAGGCUGUAGUACAGAUGUCACAUUAGGGGGCAAGUAAACACCGAAAACAUUACUUUUCACAAGAAGUUCGACAGGGGGAUGUGCGGAGUAGUUGUCUGGGAACAAUAACAUUUUACAGUUUUUUUCCAGUCCAGCCCGUCUGCAAUGAGGUCGUGCCACUGGUACAAAGUAGUUACUGAACCAGUCAAAAAAUAUUUCUCGGGUUACCCAUGCUUUCUUGUUUGCAUAAUGAUACACAAGCAAAUUGUGUACCCUUUCAGACAUCUCAGAUGUUUGCUUUUUCCAAUCACAACCGACUUCACCGAGUGUGAGCCUGCAGCAUUGGCAUACCCAAGAAUAGUUAACCUGUCCUUAGUAUCCUUAAAACCUUUUAGUGCUCUCUCAUCAGCCAUUGUUAAUGUUUUUCUCGGGACAUAGCGCCAGUAGAGAGCUGUUUCAUCAGCAUCGUAAAUUUGUUCAGGAUUAAGGCUUCUGUCAGAUAUUAUCUUGGCAAAUUUGUCAAUAUAAUUUUCAGGUGCUUCAUUGUCAGCAGAAGCCUUUUCACCAGAUUUUCAGAUAUUUUACAUCAUUAUGGUUCUUAAAUUUCUGCAGCCAACCUUCUGAAUAUUGACACUCGCCUUCAAUGUUCAGUCCUUUAUGAUACUUUCGAGCUUGUUUCAUGACCAGCAAACCAGUCAGUGGCAUCUGUUCACUUCUCUGUCGUCGAAUCCACUCCAUCAACAUGGUUAAAAUCUUCAUUUUUUUUGCCCUAUGCAGUGUUUUCCUAUUUUUCAUUAAUGUUUCCAUAAAACUUCAGUAACUUGCCUUUCUGUUUCUUUAAAUGGUAGUUCCAACACCAUAUUCUUCAAUAAGACGCUACACAGACACACCACGAUCAAGCUUCUGCAAUAUCUCCACUUUUCUGUGUUAUUGAUAACGUUAGAUGCUUCCUUUUUUUUUAUUAUUGUUACGCAUAGGUGGAUCAGCAACUCUUUUUGGCAUUUUCACAGUGACAUUAAACACAGUGAAAAAAAAUACACAAUUGACACCUGCCAGUGCUGGGCCGCACAGCCACGUGGGUCAAGUGGGAUUGGACUUCGCACGCCAAACCAGCCUUAUUAUGCAGACAUGACUGAUGCUCUACACGCCAUGAAAAAACUUCGGAUUUCAGAGCUUUUCGGAUUUUGGAAUUUCGGAUAAAGGAUUGUGUACCUGUACUAGAAUGUGCUAGCAAAAAGAUAGUUUCAGAGAUAAUGUAUAACAAAUUUCAAGACUUUAAAUAAUUGUCUCCCCACCAGCACAUCUUCAUUGCAAGAACUGCUGCAUGAAUUUUGACUUCAGUGGGAUGUAAGACUGAUGGGAAUGCAUUUCUGGCCAUUAUUCACCCUGUCUCAUUUUAAUUGCUUUUAGCUUCAAUGCAUAAUCACUGAUGUGCCACCUACCAUUUUUGUAUUCAUACUGAAGUUGAAUUUCACCUCCAUUCCAACCAGAUUCUUCUAAACGACUGCACUGUCAGUAAUUGUAUUGCAGGCUUGACUAAAUGACUGAUGAGAUACAUUUAAAUGGAAGUUAAUGAAAUGGCUAACAAAAUACUCGCAAUUUUAUCUAUGCUUGUCGCAACAGAGCAACUGUGGACACCAUUACUGGGUUAUUCAAGUGCGUCUUUAUCAGCAUGGAAGAAAAUUUAAGAUUUUAUAGAUGCAAAUAAUUACAAUAACAAAGGUAGAUUUGAUUUUGGAAGAUUCUUCAUUGCUAUCUCUAAUGAACCAAUGCAUGAGGGUUUAGAUUUGCAACUUACCUAGGGAAAUUAUUCAGUUUGGUUUCAGGUUCUAUAAUGGGCACUUGACCUGCAAUACAGAAUGCUGCCUGGGUAUUAAGUUGAAAAUCUAGCCCUUUGUGUCUCUUACACACUUUGAGGACUACCUGAACAUUUCUGCACUGUGUUCUUUUAAUAUGAAGUGUCUGUGUAGAAUAUUUGAUAUGUCUUAAGCUAUUAUUUUUAAUACCUGUUUGUUUUUGUUAUCAUCUGGUCAUUCGUAACCAUCUCUUUUCCUGCACAAACCUAGUGAAAACAUUUCAUUAACUUAAAGCUUCAGUUUUACCCCCAGCAUUUUCUUUUCUCUGAAUUUUGCUUUUUUUUAAAUUAAAAAAUCUGUGGCGCUUUUUGCUAAUGAAGUUCUAUAGGAUCCUAUUCCACAGAUUGGAAAAUGUAUCCAUUUCAAGUUAGAUAUGUUAGUAUUUCCACUUCAGUGUGAUCGCAAAACUGGUAUUACCAGAUUGUCUGUCCUGUGCAUGGCACACCCUGUGGUUUCCAUUAAGUUUAAUACAGGGCUGGUAAGCAAUUCAUGAUACACAGUUAGUGUAUCGUCCAAGCUCAGAGUUCAGAGUCUUGUCACAUUCUGGCAUUUUUAAGAAUUGUGCAAAUCAUAGGGUAGGGUCUCUGCCUCCUGAGCCAGAGGAUCUGGGUUCAAGUCUCAUUGAAGGACUGGUGGCCAUGGAAGGAGAGUUUGUGACAUGGCCAAACAAAGGGAUGCAUGUGGACUAUAGGUAAUUAUGCAUUGCCUGCACAAAUCACAUUUGACAAAUUUUACAUAAACUGGUUCAAAAGGUCCUCUAUUUAUUGAUUUUGGAGAACCACAGGAAGAUCAAUUGUUGGUGAAGUAUAUCCUGUAGUAUAUUUGGUUUAUUUUGGUUAGUUAUGCUAGAUAAGUGAGUCGUUUUCAGUUGUUGAUUAUUUCCUUAACAUUGCAGUUCUUACAUCAGAGGAUUCCACAAUCUCUGGUCUGUUUUUUAAAACAAAAGCUUUCUACAAUGUUUGAAGGGUUGAACCAGAUGAAGGGGACAUCGUCUAUUUUUUGCAAAUCAUUGCCCUUAUAAGGAAAAUAGAAAGGAGGUUUACCAUGGCAGCUUGGGUCUGCACUUUAAGAUAUUGUGCAGGCCAUCUUAUCAGACAGAAUUACUUCUUUUGCAUGUUGUGAGACUGUGACUAGUAGGGUGAGAGAUUAGCAAUGAUCUAAGAUAGGUUGGCUGUUGUCAGUCAUCCAGCAAGCUAGGGGCCACAAUUAUUCCAUCUCUCCAUGGAAGGGAGAAAAAAGCCAGAAAAACUACUGCCAGUCGUUCUUUUGUGACCACUGCAGGGAAGCUCUGUGGAUGAUAUCAUAGAAAUCUACAGCCCUUCACCCCAAUGAGGCUGCACCAAUCAAAUUUAACCACCUGACUAUUUUAAUCCCAUUUUCUAGUACUUGGCCCAGUAAUCCUGUAUGCCUUGGCAUCACAGUGUACAUCUAAAUACUUCCUAAAUGUUCUGAAGGAUUUUGCCUGUACCACCCUUACUGGCAGUGAGUUCUACAUUCCCACCAUCCUCUGCGUGAGAAAUAAAUUUCCUCACAUUCUGUCUAACCCUCCCUGUCCCUUACCUUAAAUCUGUGCUCUGUGGUUUUGAUCCCUCCACCUCGGGAAAAAUGUUUCUUCUGUCUAUGCUCCUCCUAAUAUUUCCAACAGCCACCCCCCCCCCCCCCCCCCCCCCCACCACUGCUAUCAUCACCACCACCACCGCCAACAUUCUUCUGUGCUCCAAAGAAAACAACCUCAAUCUAUCCAAUCUCUCAGAGAUCAGGGCAGAAUUAGACUCUGCACAUUGGCCUUUUCAAUCCCAGAGCCUUUUGACUAUGAGCUGUUACAUGGAAAUUGAAUCUAUUGUACUGUACCCCAGGGAAAUAAAGCACCUUCAGGAUAGGAAGGAGAAGAUGUGAGAGGACUGGGGUUAGUGCAAUGCUCCAGUAUCAGUGGAGUGAUUUCUUGUUUGCUCCCAUGGAAGGUGAAGAGAAAUAUUUCCCAUUGUCGUCGUCCAUAACACAAGUGUCAAGAGCAUUGUGUUCAAUUAAGAUGAGUUAUGUCUUUUUUUUUGUUUCCUGUUUAAAGUAAGAUGGAAUCCUCUUUUUAACAUGUUACAUAAACUGUGACAAUGGAAAAUACAUAAAUGGUGUCCUCAAAGGGUUGAAGCAAUUCUGCAGAAAAUCUCAAUGAGAAAAAAGUAGUUAAUAAUCCAUUCGAAUGCUGGGGGUUUCAUUACAUUCAAAGUAUUUUUAUAAUGCAAGAUUUCACCAUGUGCGAGUAAUUGUUGUUAACACAGACACUGGCCUUCUUUAUAUCCUCAAGGAGGUAACUAACCAAACAUUUCAAAUCUGGUGUCUGUCUGUAAACUCAAUGAAUCUGUCGUUUGUGUAUUAAUGUUCAAUCUAACUGUGUCAUGUGGCAGCAAGUUUUUGCCACGUUCCAGCUAACAAAUUUAAAGGAGGUUCCAGUUACUACAGAAUUUUAUCAUGUAAAUGUAUUUCUGAUAACUUUAUGGUUAAACCUAAAGACUGACUGAGCUGCUUUGAGCCCGUGGUCUGUAUCUUAAUUAGACCAGAUGUGUUUGCAAUAGAGGUUGUGGUUUCAAUAUGGGAUUUCCAAGCCUGGGUCUUUGUAUCUUUUAAGUAAAAUGAUGCAAAUUGGGAUGGGCAGGUAUGGUUUGGCUUCUAUGCACAAAAAACUUUGUAAAUUGCAGAGUAUGUCUAUAUGCAGUUACUCAGUAGCAAAUAUCCCACGUAAUGAUUUUACCUUAACGAUUCUUAUCAUGAGCACUGUGCUUAUUCUAAAUACGUACACCAUCUUUUUUCAGGCUCAGGAUAUUUUCAAACUAAUGAAAUAUCAGAACUGGGACUACUCCUUAUAAUCAAAAAGACCUGGGACUUGUGAAUUUACUGUGUUUCAUGUGUGUGUGCACGCAUGUCUGUAUGUAUGCGUGUGUGUGUGUAUAACUAAGAAAUAACGUCACUUUGUUCAGGAAUUAUGAAUGCUUGCUUGACCGCAAAUAAGUAUUUAGAAGCUGUACUAAAAAACAUUGGUACUGUUCUACUCAAAACCCACAUAGAUCACAGUUUGAUUUACACUGCAGCUUUAUUCUAUGUUAAUGGUUUGAUCUAAUUGGGUUUUCACUGUUUAAUCUGAUUGUAUGGAUUUACUGUUAUCUUUGCUGAAGUAUUGCUAUUUUUUGAAGUUUGAAGUGCUCCAAGUUCUAUAUUUUGUAGUUAUAUAUACAUGGUAGAUUUGGAUAAAAAAAAAAGAAACUUUG